Messenger RNA from Auanema sp. JU1783, 717 nucleotides. The record is from the annotation of a GenBank genome assembly. NCBI's taxonomy places the organism in Eukaryota, Metazoa, Nematoda, Chromadorea, Rhabditida, Rhabditidae.
AUGAAGGUUUUAUCCACUGUUCUCGUUGUUGCUGCUCUUCCAGCCUUAUCAAGUGCUUUCUUCUUCGGAAGUUCGUCUGGAUGUGGAUGCUCUGCUCCACCAGCAUGUCCCCCACCACCACCAGCCCCAGUCUGUUCUCAACCCGCUCCAUGCCAAGCUUCUCAGGGUUGUGGUUAUUCUCAGCCACAAGUAGGAUAUGCCCAACCACCUCAAUUCCAAUUCCAACCCCAAUAUCAACAACCACAAUCGACUCAACAACAAGUAGAGGUCGUUCAGAGUGAAAUUCAACAGAUCGCCGCUAAUCCUUCAUAUGCUGGACCUGCUGCUGCUGCUUCUGCUGCAGCUGCUUCCAAAAACGCUGAAGUAGUUGAGGAAGAACAUACUGAGGUUGAAGAUAGUGUACAAGAAAAGCAGGAAGAUAAGGAUUCUGAGGAAGGCUCUGAACAAACUGAGGAAAAGAUUGUUGACAUCAGCGAAUUGAAGAUUACUGACGAUCCACUCUGCAAUUCUGAUGACUUACGUAACCUUAUGCUCGAAAACAUGGACAAUAACCUCAACAGCUCAAAACGUUUAAUUCAACUCGCUGCCGAAGCUCAAUUCGGAGGAAGAUUCGACGUUAUUUGCGCCAACGGAGAUUUCAGUUACGUUACCAACACGGAACUGUACUGUCAAGAAACAAAGGCUGACAUCUCUUGUUAUACUUACCGUCAGUUAUAG